CCUCUCAAAUCUAUUUCUCUCUCACUCUUCUCUUUCUCUCUCUCCGUUCCCUCUCCUGCCUUCAGAUCUAUGAAAUUUACUUCCCUUGCCCUGACACUCCAAAUGCCGCCCUCGAUCUGUUAGAUCUACUUCCAUUGUAUUUUAUUACAAAAUGAAGAAAAAGUCUAAAUUCAGACACAUUUUCUGUAUUCGCGGGCAGGCUGAGGUAACUUUCUUGAUGACGAGCUAUUUUCAAGGGCUUAUUCAGGACUUCAUGAGGUAUGGGAUGAAAAUGUCCGUCAUUGGUGAUAAAUCAAAUCUUCCAAGUUCUCUUAAAGAAAUGAUAAAACUAGCUGAAGAAACAACAAAGGACAAUACAGGGCUUCAUUUUGUGGCAGCACUUAACUAUGGUGGUAGAUAUGACAUAAUACAAGCAACUAAAAGAAUUGCUAGCAAAGUUAAGGAUGGAGUUAUUCAAUUAGAGGAUAUUGAUGACAAAUUAAUUGACCAAGAAUUAGAGACUAAUAAGUGUUUAGAAUAUCCUAAUCCUGAUUUACUCAUCAGAACAAGUGGAGAGCUGAGAAUUAGCAACUAUAUGUUGUGGCAAUUGGCUUAUAGUGAAUUCUACUUUAUGGAUAAGUUGUUCCCUGAAGUGGAUGAAGCUGAUUUUGUAGCAGCUUUAAGGUCUUUUCAGCAAAGGCAAAGGCGUUAUGGUGGACACAAAAUUUAAUAGCAGGACAGCAAUAAAAGAGUUUUAAUGUUUAUUAUUGAUGUUUGUAAUCUUAUGCAAUAAAACUCUCAGCAUGUUGCUAUAGCUUCUUUUAUGUUGUGAUGGAUUUCAAACCUUGAACUUUGAUUUGACAUGUUCGUACUGUAGCAAGCUAAAUUUACAACCA
Messenger RNA from Lycium barbarum (goji berry), 875 nucleotides. RefSeq names its product (2Z,6Z)-farnesyl diphosphate synthase CPT6, chloroplastic-like. Lineage: Eukaryota; Viridiplantae; Streptophyta; Magnoliopsida; Solanales; Solanaceae. Gene Ontology annotation, cellular component: chloroplast stroma. The transcript is spliced from 3 exons. Gene Ontology annotation, biological process: response to cold; plastid membrane organization; polyprenol biosynthetic process. The record is from RefSeq and is a predicted model, not a curated record. Bases 152 to 709 code for a protein of 185 amino acids.